UAUCAAAUUAUAAUUUUUUAAAAAAUACCAAGUAAAAAAUUAAUAAAAAAGCAAAAGAAUCAAAUUAUAAUUUUUAAAAAAAAAUGCAACAAAAAAUUCCAACUGUAAUUAUUAUUGGUGCAGGUCUAGGAGGCCUUACUUUUUAUCACGCUUUGAUAAAGAAUAAAGAUAAAAAAGAAUUCGACGUAAAAAUCUUCGAACGAGAAUCUGGUCCUCAAGACCGAUGGCAAGGAUAUCAUAUAGGCAUAAACAAUUAUGGAGCUCGAUCUCUUAUAAAUUGUAUUUCCCCAUCGAUCGCUUUAAACCUUCCAAAAGCAAUGCCAAAUCCAAUUCCUAAUCUAGAAUAUCAUGGAUUUUCACUUGCCGAUCAUACAGGAAGUCUACUAUUAAAACCUCCAACUAAACAAGUUAAAGAUGUUUACGAAGUCGCAAAUACAACCAAUAGUUUAUCGACAAUUAUUACUUAUCGUGAUAGGCUUAGAGAUAUUCUAUUAGAAAAUGUACCAGUUCAAUGGGGUAAAAAAUGUAUUGGAUAUGAGGAAACUGAUGAUGGUGUUUGGGUACUUUUUGAAGAUGGAUCGAAAGAAUUUUGUGACAUAUUAGUUGGUGCAGAUGGCGUCAAUUCUCCAGUUCGAAAACAAAAAUUACCAGAAUUGCAAAUUUUUGAUUACGGAAUAACUAUGAUUAUUGCGGAUGUAGCCGCACCUAAAAACCUUUUAGACAGAUUGAUCAAACUCAAUGGAAACGGUACAUUUCAAGAAACUGUUGGAUUUUAUGGAGAUACUACGUUUAUUUUUUUUCGUCAUAUUCCAAUAGAACAAGAAAAUUUUGAGAAUAAAAAUGAAACCUAUUAUAGAGCGACAAUACUUUAUGGAUAUCCAACUAAAUUAGAUGAUGAACAUGAUGAACACAAAGUUGAUGAUGAAGAUUCUGCAUCUGUCGUUAAUCAUGUAAAAUAUUAUAUUCGAAAAUUAAGACCAAAAUGCGAAAUGACUAACAUCGUAUUGGAAUUAUGGGACUUGGUUCCCAAAACGACUCCUGAUUCAAAAAAAUAUCCAUUCAAAACUUAUAAUCCUGUACGAAGAAGAAAGAUGCGAGAUAUUGAUCCGUUAUCUAUUAAUACAUGGACGAGUAUUAGAGUUACAUUAUUAGGAGAUGCCGCUCAUGCUACAAGUCCUGUAUUAGGAAUAGGAGCGAACAAUGCUAUUGAAGAUGCUGAAGUUCUUUCUAAAGCAUUACUUAAUUAUUCUCCAGAGAAUUAUAUUUCUUGUAUUAAAGAAUAUGAAAAUGAAAUGUUAAAACGAAAUUCCACGGAUGUGCUACAUUCUAGAUCUAUCGCAUUAAGACAAGCUUCUCAAGUUGGAUAUAUUGGUUCUAUUUUUAGAAAUAAUUUUAUGAGAAUUGUAAAUUUUUUCAUAAAUUUCUUUGAUCUUAAUUUUCUUGUUAGAAAAACUAGCUAA
This is a messenger RNA of Rhizophagus irregularis DAOM 181602=DAOM 197198, 1460 nucleotides long. RefSeq lists its product as uncharacterized. The record is from RefSeq and is a predicted model, not a curated record. NCBI's taxonomy places the organism in Eukaryota, Fungi, Glomeromycota, Glomeromycetes, Glomerales, Glomeraceae. Gene Ontology annotation, molecular function: FAD binding.